Molecule: messenger RNA, 3529 nt
Organism: Branchiostoma belcheri (Belcher's lancelet)
Lineage: Eukaryota; Metazoa; Chordata; Leptocardii; Amphioxiformes; Branchiostomatidae
Exons: 4
Coding region: 170-3529 (1119 amino acids)
Biological process (GO): apoptotic process; proteolysis
Cellular component (GO): cytoplasm
Molecular function (GO): protein binding
Source: RefSeq, a predicted model, not a curated record
GAAAGUUGGACUGUUGCCGUAGCUUUCGGCCAUCUUGAAAAUGUUCAAACAAGGAGCUUCGACAAGGCCUUGGUUCAAACAAGACUUUUUGCACACCUGACAUAUCUGGCUACUGUGUGAGGUGUUUCCAUGCACCUGACAUCAAACACUGACACCUGUAUGAGUCAUCAUGGCUGAGGGAAGACAGGGAGGACAGGCAGGUGCUGAGAGAUGGGUAAUCUUGUUGAUCAAUGACGAGUAUGGGACUUCCAAGGGGGGAGUUUCUACCAUCAACCUUGAGGCGGUUCAAACCCUGAAGGGCAAGGUAGUGAAGGACAAGGCAGUCGUGUACGCCACAGCCCUGCGUGUGCCCAAACAAGACCAGGAGGCAGCAGACAGAGACGGCGUCACACUGAUCACACCCUAUCAGUCAGAAGGGGACAAGAGAGAGCCAUCCCUAGACUGGCUAACCCUUGAAUUCAAGAGCCACUUCCCAAAAUCAACGCUAUCAUCACAUGAAUACCAGGUAAGCCGCGAUCCAAAAUCGGUGCUACCACCACAUGUUGACGUCAUCAUCGGCCAUGCUGACGUCACAGACACGGCAGCGCGAAACAUCCACGAUGAGUACUACAAGGAGGCAGACCUCAUCAUGUUCACUCACGUCUUACCCGAGGACACUGAGUACUUCAAGGGAGGUCAGAGGGCCAUGGAAGCUUCAGAGAAAGAGGAUGCCAUGCUCAGUCAAGUUCACAACGCAAAGGCAGCUUUCUCUGUGGGACACCGGAUCUUUAAGCAUUUUAAGAAUAAGUACAGAGGAGACAAGAAACCAAGAGACCACCAACUGUUCUUCCCAAGGCCAUCCAAGGUAUUUGAAGAGGUCAACAUCCAACCUGACAGCGGGGAAGGUGAGUUGGUGGUCCUGUCUAUCGGGAGAGUGAAGAAUGCUGAGAAUCUGAAAGGUUACAACCUUAUAGCAAGGGCCAUUGGGAUUGUCAGGAAGUAUCUGGAGUCUCUGCGAUGGAUCACGCGCGGAAUCAGCAAGGAUGCUUGGGAGAAGAGCAUGAAGAUCCUGGAGGCCAACCUGAACAGCGGUGACCUGAAGCCCACCCUGCGGCCGUACGGGACCCAGGAGGACAUCAGGAACGACAUGAAGACGGCCCACCUGGUCCUGAUGCCGUCCCGCUCCGAGCCGUUUGGGCUGGUUGGUCUGGAGGCCAUCGCAGCAGGCAUCCCCGUCCUCAUCUCCGACAAGUCAGGGCUGGCGGAUAUGAUCAAGAGACUUGUCGCCGAGAAGAAGUUGCCACCAGGUCUCAACAAUAGAAUCGUGGAGACCAGUAUGCGAGACAGCGACAUGGACAAAACUGCUGAAAAGUGGGCUGACAAAAUCCGUGACACUUUGACCGACACUGACAGAGCAUUCAGAGAUGCAAAGGAGUUCAAAGAUGCGCUUCUGAAGUCCAAGUACUGGGAGGACUCUGAGAGAGAGUUCCUGCAAGCCUGCAGUAUCAUAGAGAUCACUCUUAAAGAUGUGGAUAAGGCAGCAGCAGAGUACAAAGCAGCAGUAGAAGAUGUCAUCUCUAAGAUAAGCCAGCAAGUGGACAACCUGGACAGGGAACGCAAAGCAACUGCAGAGAACUGUAAGCAGGUAGAGAAAGAAGUCAAGCAGCACUACGAAGAGUUGAUCUCCAAACUUGAGAAGGAGAAACAGGAGAUGAUCAGCAAGAUACAGGAGAUCAAGAAAGAGAGGGAAGAGGAACUGACUCGGGAGAAAGAAAAACUGGAGACAGAACUGAAAAAGAGCAAGGAAGAGGAAAUCUUCUUUGAGCAGAUUUCAGACCGUAAAGAUGACACAGAAGCUGCUUUGAGAGAAUUAAAAGAAAAGCUCCAACAAGUGGAAGAAAAGGUAGAGAAGCUGUCCAUGCAGGAAACAGGCAUCAUCAGUUUGGUAGGUCAACCAAAAGUGACCUUGAAGCAACUCCAAUCCGAGGUUCCUGGAGGUUCAGUGUUUCCUCAGGAAAAAAAGCAGAAAUCUCUGAGGGAAGAGGAUAAACCUCCAGGGGAAGAUGAUAAACCUCCAGGGGAAGAGGAUAAACCUCCGGGGGAAGAGGAUAAACCUCCGGGGGAAGAGGAUAAACCUCCGGGGGAAGAGGGUAAACCUCCAGGGGAAGAGGAUAAACCUCCAGGGGAAGAGCAGAAACCUCCGGGGGAAGAGGAGAAACCUCCGGGGGAAGAAGAGAAACCUCCAGGGGAAGAGGAGAAACCUCCGGGGGAAGAGGAGAAACCUCCGGGGGAAGAAGAGAAACCUCCAGGGGAAGAGGAGAAACCUCCGGGGGAAGAGGAGAAACCUCCGGGGGAAGAGGAGAAACCUCCAAAGUUCUCAUCAGGUUCCUUGUCAGAGUCAGUUAGGUUCACUAUUGAUGUAGAGGAGCCGACAGUAGAGAGUCUUCCCUGCUUUGUUACAGUCACCACCAACAAUGCAGAUCUAACAGGUGGGAAAGUUGCACCACAGAUAGAAGUGACCUCCCCCCAGGGCAAAACCACCCUCAUACAAACAACAGCACACACUAGUCCCCCACUAGCUGCAGGGAAGGGACAAACCAGCAGAGUUAGCAGGGUCUGGGGUGCAGAGUGGAGACCUCAGCAGUCAGGCAAACACACACUGGGGGUCUGUAUGGGGGGUAUGGAGGAUCUUUGUUCUCUCACUAUAGAUGUGAGCUGUAACAAUCCUGUAGUGAGGCUUGGGGAGUGGGGGAAUCAGCAGGGGCAGUUUCGCCGUCCUAUAGAUGUAGCAGUCAGGGGGGACAGGCUGUAUGUGACUGAUUGUUUGAACGAUCGUGUUCAGGUGUUUGAUCUGAGUGGAAAGUUUUGUCACUCAUUUCCUACAGUGACUGACUAUCCUAAAGGACUUGCAGUUCAGACUGAUGGCACCAUAGUGGUGAACUCUGAGGAGGAAGUGAAGAAAUUUUCCCCAUCAGGAGAACUGCUGCACAAAUUCCCUCUGCAUCUGGGUGAAUAUUCAGACCCCUGGGGGCUGGCAGUACAGAGGGAUGGGAGGGUUGUUGUAGCUGAUCCAGGCAAACACAGCAUCUUCCUGUUUGAGGCAGAUGGGACACUGGUGAAACAGGUGGGAGGGCAGGGGAAGGGGGAGGGGCAGUUUGAUCCACGGUUUGUCUGUGUGGAUAAAGAAGACAACAUCAUUGUGUCAGAUACAUACAACCACCGUGUUCAGGUGUUUGACAGGAAUCUGAACUACAAACACAAGUUUGGUCAGGAGGGCAGACAGCCACAGGAUAUGCGGUACCCUACAGGGGUGUCAGCUGACAGCAGGGGGAACAUAGUUCUGGCAAACAAUGGGGGUAUAACAGGUGGUGUUAAACACAGUGUGAAGCUUCAGGUGUUCCGCCCAGAUGGCACCUGGGUGUCCACCAUCAGCAGUGAUGGGGACAAACUGAACCUUCCCAAUGGGGUGGCUGUGACAGAGGAUGGACAUGUGUUUGUAGCUGAUAGUGGUGAAUAUGACGACUGUAUCAGGAAGUACAGAUACAUGUAA